AAUUUAGGGAAAUGACAAAUAACUCCUUGAAUUGUAAUUAUGAUGGCUUCAGUGGAGCACUGGUUAUUUGGACUACUUAUGCAUUCAGUUGGUCCGCUGUUGUCUGCCAGGCUUACCCACUUAUCCACUAUGCGUAUCUACAGUAUUUGAUCUAUUUUGUUCAUUUUAUGUCUAUUUAAUUUAUCUCAUGUCUCUUUUAUCUAUUUUUAUUUAGGUUUUUAGUUUUCUAUCUAAUUGAUUUAAUCUAAUCUGAUAAUUUGAUCUGUUUUUAUCUAUCUAAUCGUUUAUUUAUCUCAUUUAUGUAUCUAUCCUUCUUAAAGAACAAGCGCUUCUGGCCAAAAAAGGACCUGGCAGCAAGUACAAGAACAUUUUGCAGGCUGCAUUGAAAAAAAAAAAAAAAGCUCAUAUAUCUGGCACGGGGGGUGGCCCUCCAACCCAAGACUUGACCACAGCGGAGGAGCUGGCCCUGGAGAUGAAUAAAGGGAAGCCAGUGAUGGAAGGGACACAGUGAGGGACAGCCACUGACUCUGGCCCAGCAAGAGAGACUGGCCUCUUCAUACAAGCAAUAAAACAAUAUAUGUGCCACCAGAAGUCUCCGCCUCUUCUGUGUGUGCAACAUCAUGGCGAGCCAGCCAGGAGGGGACUGCUGAUUGGAUGUGAGAGAGACAGUUCCUCCCUGAGACGAACCUAGAAAUAACAGAAGAUUCAUCAAUACAGAGAAUUAUAUAAAGUACAUUAAAGAGACUGAAUGCAAACCAAGAAAAAAAUGGAACAACUUCAAGACUGCGUUAGUUCCAAGUUUCUGAUGCUAGAGAAGCCUGAACUGAUAAAAGUCUGCCUCUAUCUAAAGUGCAACGAGCCAUCGGGUGAAGGUUUCGCAGGUCAAACGAGGCGGGCGCUGAUAAGGCUGGCAGAGGGAACGUUGGAUGAAAUUGAGGAAAGUUUAGAAGAGGAACAAUAUGCAGAGAGCCUUAAUGAACUUCUGUGUUUCAUCGAGUCCCUUAAGAAAUCAGCCGAGCUCAAAGUGUCACCAGUAACCCAGUCUGAGAUAGAGAAGCUAAGAGAAGAGUAUGCAGAACUACAGCAGACACAUGCAAAUGCUCGUCGUGCAUUAGAGGAACAGAUUGGGCUACUUGAAGAAAAACAUCAGAGAGGAAAAGAUAAAAUGAGUGUGAAAGAACAAGUCACAAGACACGAAACGAUUCCUGAAGUUACUCUGAGGAGGGAAUUCCGAGUCUUCGGACAGAUUGGAGAGGCUGGCCAAAAGGAAAAAUUGUCAUACACUAGCCUCAACAACCAGAUCGAAUCAGGAGUGAGAAAGGGGUACGCAGAGGCGGAAAUCAUUGAAGCAGUUAUCAGAGCAGUGAGUCCUGGCCUUCCCCUCAGGGAACUCCUUGAAAUUAAGCGAGAUCUCACACUUUCCACAUUAAAGACCAUCCUCAGAGGACAUUAUAAAAUAGACUCUUCAUCUGAUCUACUGCACAGGCUCAUGAACAUCUCUCAGGAACCCAAAGAGUCUGCUCAAAGUUUUCUGUUCCGAGCCAUUGAACUGAGGGAGAAACUACUGUGGACAUCUGGAGAUGAGCAGGAUGGAGAACAGUUUAGCCCUGAGCUCAUCCAAUGAAAGUUUCUUCGCUCUGUGGAGACAGGCCUUUUACAUGAUGCAGUUAAGUUCCAAGUCAAACCAUACCUCAGUGAUCCUAAAGUAGCAGAUGAAGUGUUGAUUGAGAAAAUAGGUGAAGCUGCUAAUCUGGAAUUGGAGAGACAAACUAAGUUAAAGAAAGCAGUGACUCCAAAGCCUCUUAGACUAAGUGAAGUUCAAACAGUAGAACAUGUCUGCAACACUGAGCGACAUUCGAGUAGCGAGAUGGAGACUCAAGGACAGAGGAAAGAGACAUUAAUGAAAGACAUUAUCACUGGCAAAGACAAGAAGAAACAGAUACAAAACAAAGAGACUGACAAUGACACUGCUAAAGCAAUUGAAGACCUCAGAGCAAACGUCAUGGAAAUGACCAAAAUGUUCAGAGAGACAAUGGAAGCGACCAGAUCACAGUUUCACCCACCCAUGACUCCACUUCGAACUGAGAGGAGACCCAAAGGCUGCCGUUCAUGCCAGGAGGCCCAAAGAGGUGAAGAGUGCAGGCACUGUUAUCGCUGUGGACAAGAUGGACAUCUGUCACGGGGUUGUCGACAACGGAGGCCGGCAUCGGGAAACGGGAGGGGACUGCUGAGCUGGACCCCCCAGUAGUCCAUUCUGCCAUCGGGUCCCAGACGAGUUCAGAAGCGUGACAGACAUCCAGACCUGGUCAAAGCAAGCAAGACAGUAAAGAAAAUAACAUUCAACCUGUUACUCACCCAGAUGUGACCACUUCUGUUGAUAAGUUUCUGUCCCUUGCCACGCCUAAACUUUUGAACAUUAUUGGAAAAAGGUGCCUGGUCCACUGCCAGCUCAAUGAUGUCGCAGUUGAAGCCUUAUGGGACACAGUAGCCCAAGCCAGUAUUAUCAACGCAGACUGGAGAGAACGACAUUUACCACAUACCACUGUCAGACCGAUUGAGGAGCUCCUGGGUCCAGGGACACUGACCGGAUUGGCCGCCAAUCGCACAGAGAUCCCUUUUGAUGGCUGGGUGGAAGUGAGCUUCCAAUUAAGUGAUGAUCCAGGUACAGAAGGGACCCUGCAGGUACCUAUGCUCGUGGCAAGUGAUAUUAGCGUGGCUGAAAACCCUAUCAUCGGUUGCAAUAUCAUUGAGGAGAUAAUUAGCAGGUGGGAGAAACAGAGACCACGGUCCAAUACUGUCUGUAGGGUAAGCAAAGCUUUCUCUAUUUCAAUAAAUAAGGCUAGAUCCAUGCUUAAGCUGUUGAAGACUGUAAAUUCAAAUGUGACAGUUGGAAUGGUGCGAGUUGGUAAACAAAGGAUCCAGCUCAACGCAGGGCAAAUAACCACUGUCUAUGCACAAGCACACAUUGGGGGGCAAUUUCAAGAACAAAGUCUGUUAUUCGCUCCAAGUGAACCAUCACCACUACCAGAGGGCUUAGUAAUGCAGGAAGGCAUAGUCAAAGUUGGUAAUGGGAAGACACCAAAAGUGCCGAUUGCCAUCGCUAAUACAGCCAGUCACCCAGUCAUACUUACGCCACGACUCAUCCUUGGCCACCUGGAAGUGGUAAAGACAACUUACCCAAUAACAACAGACUCUUUCCAGAGAAAUGAUACUCAGAUGGAGCAGGUGAUAGAACAGCCAACAUCCACGGUGCAGAAAUGUGGGGUGAGUGUUACACCACAUCAAUCAAAGAGACCCAGUCAGUGGGAUCCACCAAUAAAACUUGAACACUUAACAGAGUCACA
This is a messenger RNA of Cyprinus carpio (common carp), 3344 nucleotides long. RefSeq lists its product as uncharacterized. The coding region runs from base 749 to 1624 and encodes 291 amino acids. The transcript is spliced from 3 exons. Lineage: Eukaryota; Metazoa; Chordata; Actinopteri; Cypriniformes; Cyprinidae. The record is from RefSeq and is a predicted model, not a curated record.